CAAAAUCCCGGGAUCGCACCUGCCUUACUUACAUCAGGUCAAAGGUCAAAUCACCUGGCCGCAAUGCAUCAUGGGAAUAAGGAAAUAGUAAACGGCCAUGUUGAAAGCGUAACUGAAUAUUUUUAGUAAAAGUUAGUUUUAAGCGUGUAAAGGUAAUCAAAAUGGCAAAUAUGUUAUACACACUGAUACCUACGAUUCUUCUUGUAACUGUAUAUGGGCAAGAUGAUAUAGUACUGAUUGAAGGACCACGAGACAGAGCUGUGUUAUCUGGACAAAAUGCUGAACUCACAUGUCACAUUAACACAAUAGCAUCUGGGACUCAUGUUGUACAAUGGCUUGGUAACUCUCUUCGAACUGGAACAGGAAAGCAGUUAACUUUCAAUGAUAGAGUAACAGCUACUGAUAUACCAGACAAAUUUUCAGUUUCUACAGAAAAGCCUUAUAAUUUAGGACUCCGAAGUACUGAUUUAAAUGAUGCAGGGAAAUAUUCUUGUAACAAUGUAGUAAAAGGUCAACCUAUUGGGGGUUUGGAGCCACAACUUGUAGUUUUAAAGCCAGGAGAAUGUCCUAUGUCAGGGACUGUAACUUUCAAUCAGAAUGACACCAUCACAUAUGAGUGGUCAGUCACAUACGCAGGAGAGCGAGAUGACAGCCAAAAACCAACCAUAACAUGGACACUAAAUGGUAUUGAACAAACAGCAACAGCAGAUGAGACUACCCUUGGAGUGUACAAGUCAACAUUUACAAAGGCAGCAUCUAGUGUUGAUAACCAAAAAGAACUAAAUUGUUCAUUUACUGUCUUGAAUGUCCAGGAACAUUGUUCAGCCAGGCUGAAUAUUCAAUAUCCUGCCAGAAAGCCAGCUUUAUUUGUUGAUGGAAAUAAUCUCCCAGACCAGGGCAUCUAUCAACGCACUAUUGG
Molecule: messenger RNA, 919 nt
Organism: Owenia fusiformis
Lineage: Eukaryota; Metazoa; Annelida; Polychaeta; Sabellida; Oweniidae
Source: the annotation of a GenBank genome assembly